CUGUGUUUGUGUAUUUUCUCCAGUGUAGCGAGUUGCUAUAUUGAGUGUCAAAAAUCAGCGACAUGAGUCGACGAUGCGCUUGGAUAAUUAUACGGUGCAGAGAUGUAUAUCUAUAAUUUGUUGGUGUAAAAAUUAGUCAAACAUACUUUCGAAACUGCUAACAUGUCGAGUGAUGCACAAAAUCCCUCGCAAUUCGAUGAUACUAUUUCAACUGAAGAUGAUAUUUUGGGCUCAUCAGUCAGCAUUAGUAUCAGAGAUAAUUCAGUACAUGUCAAAGAAAAACUUAAAACCAAGCUUGAAAAAGAGGCAGAGCCACCGCCUCAACAUUCACCUCAGAAAAAAGAUCAAUGGUGGUUGAGAAAACCCAAAACUGAACAAGAACCAAAUGAACAGAAGAAUGAGUCAAACAAAGAACCAGAUACUCCACUUUUACAACUUGAAGAUACCUCAUCCGUACAAGAGUUCAUUAAAAAGGAAAACAUGUGCAAAAAAGAUGAGGUAGAGGCAGCUAAAAAAGAUGAUACUUUGCAAGAUGUACUAGCCUCUAUCGCUUUUGACAAAUAUCAAUCUGAUGCUGGAAAUGCGACAGAUGAAGAUAUUGGAAGUAUAAUUGAAGAAAUGAAUAAAAUAGCUGGAAUGACAAGUCCAAUUGCAGAUCCAGUAAAAACAGCUAAAACGAUAGAUGAAAUAAUGUCUAUUGAAGAAGAAUCUGUCAAAGAGUUAUUGGAAGAAGCAGAAAAAUUAGUGCAGCAGAAUGGCAAUAACAAAUUAAAGGAUAUAUUUAUGUCUGAAACCAAAGUUCCUGAUGCAAACGAUACUUCCUCAGAAGAUUUGAAAAAAGUUAGACAGUUAGAGGUAAAUAUUUUCAAAAUGAUAGAAGAUCAAGUGAAGGAGAACAGUGAUCAAACGGAUAAAAAGAGUUCUAGUCCUUCCAUUGAAGAAGUAUUUGAUACCACCAGUUCCGCACAAAAAAUAGAUACUCAGAAGAAAAAAUUGGAGGAGCGAAAAACAGAAGUAACAAGUUCUGAUCACGAUGAUUUUAUAGAGCGACAUUCCGAAUCAGAAAAAAGAGAAAAAGAGAGGCAAGUUGAAAAAGAAAAAAAGGAGAGUCUCAAAGAGGAAAUAACCGACGUGGACAAAGAUUUCUUUCAAGCACUCAUUGAAAAAACCAAAGAAAGUGCCGAGCAAUUGUCGUCGCGCAGCUCGAGUCUCGAUCAAGAGGAUUUCACUCAUUUUCUGAAACUCUUGCAAGAACAGAGCCAUAAAGAAGCUGAGACGAUAUCGAAAACUAGCUCGCUAACGCUUCUAGAUCAAUUCGAUCCUUUGAAAGAGAAGACCGUCCAAAAUAAAUUAACGACCGAGCCAAAGAAGACACGUGACGCAGCUACCAAUUCACCGAUGCGCCAGUCCAUGUCCCUUGGCACUCUCAGAUUGGAUAAUUUGCCGGAGGAGAGCCCGAGGCACGAAUCCAGCAGAUCCUCCAGCGGCAGAUCGUCCCGGAAAAACAGCAAGUGCGUGGAGACGAAAAAAAUUAUCAACGACAAGAACGAGCUGUACACGGUCGGUCUCACGCCACGAUUGGAGCUGUUCGCCGACGACAUUCCUAAGCUCUUGGCGGAAAAAUCGACGAAGAAAGAAGCCGAGGACAAGAAGACAACGCCGAAAGCCGAGGAGAGCGAGGACUUUAGCUUUAAAAAUUUCAAAGCCCUCGACGUCAUCAAGCAGAUGGGCGUUUUGGGCGAUCACCAAAACGUGACGAACGUGCACGACCUCAUAGAUCUGAGCACCAGCCAGUACCUGGACUCGCAGGACUUUGCCUGUCUCCAGGAGAGCUUGAAAGAGUCGAAAAAGUCGACGACAACGACGACGACAACGACGACAACGAGCGGAGAGCACGGAAAGACGGUGCGAGUGAUGAGCGCCACCGAAGAGAGAAUGCUCAAUCAAACGUACAUCAACAAGUCCAGGAGUUACGAUCAGUUUUCCAAGGCGACCGGCGCGGCGCCGCGCAGCACCUCGAUGGAGAACAUGAGGUCGAUCAACAACAAGCCGACGAUCGAGAUGAAGAAGAGCACGAUACCGGCCCCGGCCGCGGUGCUGCCGAAGAAGCAGCCACCCGUCGUGCCUAGACUGAAGAUGCAGCAGUUGCAUCAGAAACCGACGAGCGGCAAACUGGCGCCCAAGACGAAAUUCCCGUCGAGACAGCAGCGGAAGGACCCGAUUCUGGCCUAUCGCAACGACAUACCUCUGGACGUUCGAGGCAGCCAGAUUCGGGCGCAGGACGACGUGGCUCGGAGAAAUUCACUGGGCGGUGGUGACUGGCUCGGUGGUGCGCUCCCGGGCGCCGAGUCGCUCGAGCAGCUCUACCAGGAGGAGCGCCAGCGAUUCCGCUACCUCAAGAGCGAGCUCGAGGCCGAGAUCGAGACGCACAAGGCCAAGCUCAAGGACGCCCAGCAGAUGCACGAGCAGGAGAUGUUCCUGCUCAAGAAGCAGAACAUCAUACUCAAGGCCAAGGUCGAGGAGAUGAAUCAGGUGAUGCGCAAGACGGCCGACGCCAAGGCCAAGUACGACCCCAAGCUCAUGGCCAUGCAGAAGGAGCUCGAGCGCCAGGACAACGUGAUACACGCGUACGAGAAGGAGAACAAGCGGCUGAUCGAGGAGGCCAAGCGACUGCAGGCCGAGCUCAAGGCCGCCGCGCAGAAGCCCAAGAUCAUCUCGAUCGAGGGCUUCGGCAACGACGAGCUCUCGGAGAAGCUCAAGGACCUGCAGGAGGAGAACGUGAAGCUGAGCCUGGAGCUGGCCGAGCUCAGGACCAAGUACGGCGACUUCGUGCUCAACAACGAGGACGUGGUGCAGCAGAACUCGCUGCUCCAGGAGGAGCUGGACAUGAUCAAGGACCAGCUGCGCGCCAAGAACGACUUCAUCACCGACCGGCUGCAGGCCAUGACGAAUCACGAGCACGACCUGAGGAAGCAGCUGGAGGACCUGAAGGUCGAGCUGAACAUCAAGACCGAGCAGCUGAAGAACGUGCGCGCCGAGUUCGAGCGCUUCCAGGAGAGCGCCGACCCGCUGGAGAAGGAGAUCCUCGAGCUGAGAACCAAGUGUACUUAUUACCAGGAGAAGCUGCAGAGCGCCAAGAACAACUGCGAGCGCGAGAAGCAGCUCACGCAGAAGCUCAAGGACCAGGUGAUACUCGACAACAAGAACAUCAUGGACCUGAAUCGGCAGGUGCGCGAGAUGGAGCGCAUACUCAAGCGCAAGAAUCCGGACUCGGUGUCGGCCCUCAUACUCACGGCCAACGCCGAGCACGAGAAGCUCGGCGGCGAGAAGGUCCGGCUGCUCGAGGACAGAAUAGCCUUCCUCGAGUCGGAGAUCAAGGCGCGCGAGGAGACGGCCGAGGCGAAGCUAGGCGAGAUCCAGCGCUCGUUCAGCGACAUGAAGAACAGAUACUCGCAUCAGGUGUCGGAGCUCGAGUCGAGGCUGCAAAAAGCCACGACGGCGGCGACAACGCCUACCGAGCCGAAGAAACCGACGUACGAGAACGCGAGCACUCAGACUUUGCAGCGACUGAUCGAGCACAGGAACUCGGAGCCGAAUCUCGCCGAGAGGAGGGACGUCAACCGAGCCGGACCCAAGUCGCAGAACAUCAAGGAGGACACUCACCUGCUCGCGACGAUUCGCGGCCUCAAGCUCGAGCUCGCCCAAAAGGAGAAGGCUAUGACGAAACUGUCCAAGGACCAUCAGGAACUGCAGAAGACCAAUCGCAAGCUGCAGAAGGAGCGCGAGAAACUGCUCAACGACAAGCGCAACGCCGAGGCUAAGAGCACCAACAACAAGGUCAUGACGUCGUCGGACUCGAAGUUGCCGAGCUCCAAGACGACCAUCCACGCCGACGCCAACGAUAACAAUUCCAAUUUCUAUCAAAACGGCGGCACCGGCGAGAAGAAGAUGUCCUCGUCGCUGCACAAGCUCUGCGAGGCCACGGACAACAACGGUGGCCCGCACGGCGACGUGGUCAGAUUCAAAAAGUUGCUCAGCGAAAACGAGGUGCUCAAGGACGAGCUGUGCCGGCUGAACAAGGACUUCAUCGCGUUGAAGAACAAGAGGCUGCAAGAUCUCAAUCUGCUGCAGGAGGAGCACGAGAAGGAGAUAGCGAUGAUUGUCAAGGAGUACAGCAUCAAGUCCGAUGAGAAUUCCAGAUCUCUCAAGUUGCAGGCGCAAGUGAAUUCGCAAAUUUCCAUGAUACAGCACAUGAAGCAACAAAUCGACAAGUUGCAGGAUUACAAGGAGCAGUGCAUUAUACUCAAAGCUGAGAGAGAUCACCUAGAAGGCAAAAAUCGAGUACUCAAUGACAAGAUUAAAUAUCUCUCCACACCGAGCACGCAGCAACUGCAACUACUCCAGGAAAAGAUCUCGAUACUCCAGCAGCGUCACGAGACGCGCGAGAUGAGCCUGCAAAAGCUCGUGCGCGAUCUGCUGCGCUCGCGCAAUCAAGAUAACGCCUGCAAGCCUCAUCAGAUGAAUCACAGCGAUAAAGGCCAGUCGCAGCAGCUCUGCCAGUUCCGCCAAGAGCUCGAUCACAUUCUCAGUAAGCUUCAAGAUCUCACGUCGCCCUGAUUUUCUUUCCUGUCGUCAACGCGUUGAAUUUAUACAUAUUAUAUAUUUAUUGUACUGCGCAAAUCUCUUUAUAAUGUCUCGCAGAGGUGAUUUCGUGGUUAUUAUUAGCACUUAUACGAGAGUUUCAGUAUUUUUAUCUUGUAAUGAUGCGCCCAUGACAUUACUUAGCAUAAGUGUAGCGACUGAUUAAUCAAUUAAUUAUUUUUUUAAGCUUUAUUUGUAAAUAUUCUUCAUUUUUUACGGUAGACAUAAGAUUGUAUUAUGUUUAGAACACUGAAUGUGAUUUUGCAGCAGUGAAUAAUUCCAUUCUGCCUUGCGUACAAAUUUAAAAUUAAUUUUUUUUAACCACGAUUUCACUGUACGAUGAUUUUGUACAUUUGAUUUGAAUAGAUUGUUGCAUUGUGAUAAUGUUAAGAAAAAAAGUAAUUCUUGGUCAAUGCAUUUUCGGAGAAACGCGGCGCGUUUUCCCGACAACUUUAUUGUACGUGUAAAAAAUUAUUUAGAGCAGUUUUUGUAGAAAAAAGUCAUUGUAUAUAGUGCGCCAUCGAUUGUCAUACAAUAUAUUCUUGUACAGGGAGUUUAUUAUCUAUGGUAAAGUCAAAAAAACUCCGUUUCAAUUUAUCUUUAUUUUUUCGAAAUGAACUUGAAGUUUAUACUGUCUUUUUGAAAGUACUCAACAAUCACAAUAACUGAAAAAAAACAGAUAUGGAAUCACAGAUAAACAUCUGAUUUUCCAUUUUCUAAUUUCUGUAACUAAUACAGAUAAUGAUAAUUUCAUACGAUUUUUGCCAAACAGAAUGAUUCUUCCAUUUCACAAUCAUAUUACGAUAAUUUUAAGUCUAUUAUAUGAAGUAAAUUGAUUUUUUAAUUACUUUAUCAUUCCAAAAGACGUAUAAAAUUAAAUGUAACUGCUUCUCAUUCGUGCUCGGAACACUGCCGAUUCUAGUGUAACAAGUUUACAUAAUGUGGACGAAAUCUCCGUAGCCAAUUCGAAAGUGUAUUAAUUUUUCAAUGUAGAUCAUUACAAAUCAAAUAAUUUUGCAUUCAUAUAGUACUUAUAUCUUUAAAAGAAAUUAGCAUAAUAUUACAAAGAGAAUAAAAUAGAGAGUAUAAAAUAAAAAUGAUAGAAAGAUUGUUUGCUGUUUAUUGAAAUUCAUAGUGACUUAAACGUAAGUUAAGCUAAAUGUACCAUUAUUUACACGUUUUAAAAAGUUUUUGCACAAAAUUCAAUGGAAUUUUACGUUACAUCGAAGCGAGUUCAAAUUGUACACACACAUGUCACGGAGUCGUGAAGAAAUUUUAAUAAAAUACCGUAAUUAAAUUAUUUA
Messenger RNA from Trichogramma pretiosum, 5945 nucleotides. RefSeq names its product centrosomal protein of 162 kDa. Bases 163 to 4617 code for a protein of 1484 amino acids. Gene Ontology annotation, cellular component: axonemal microtubule; centriole; centrosome. The transcript has 6 exons. Lineage: Eukaryota; Metazoa; Arthropoda; Insecta; Hymenoptera; Trichogrammatidae. Gene Ontology annotation, biological process: cilium assembly. The record is from RefSeq and is a predicted model, not a curated record.